AUGGCCUUCGUCUGCGCUUGCUACUUCAUGAACUACCUGGACCGCCAGGCUUUUGCAAAUGCCUAUGUCGCCGGCCUGAAAGAAUCUCUCAACUUGAAGGGCAACGAGUACUCCAUCUUGCUGUCCAUAUACACCGCCGGCAUGGUGGUGGCGCAAAUCCCGCACGCGCUGAUAUUGCAGAAAGUGCGCCCGUCGAUUUGGCUGCCGUUGACGCUGGUGGUGUGGUCGGGCCUCACGAUGUGUUCGGCGGCGUGUAAGAACUAUGCGCAGUUGGCGGCGGUGCGGUUUUUGCAGGGCAUGGCGGAGGCGAGUUUGUAUGGGGGCACGAUUUAUGUCAUGGGCAGUUGGUACAAGCCCAGUGAGAUUGCGAAACGCACGGCGAUUUUCACGGCAAUCGGGCAGGUGGGGAGUAUGUCUGCGGGCCUGAUGAUGACGGCUAUGCAUAAGACGAUGGAGGGGAGGGCGGGGCUGGCGGGGUGGCAGUGGGUCUUUAUUAUUGAUGGAGUGAUUGGUCUUCCGAUUGGCAUCUGGGGAUUUUUGGCAUUCCCCGACCUCCCAGAAACGACAAAAGUCAAAUACCUCAGUGAGGCGGAGAAGAAACUGUCGCUUUCGCGCUUGCCGCCGAAGAAGAAGGAUGGACAUAACAUCGCCUGGCGCAGUCUCUUGAAAGCGCGUCUUCAUGAAGCCGACCAUCUACGUCCUCGUAAGGCUUCUCUGUGGUGUCCGCCAUGCUCGAAGCCUUUGCCUAUCCAAGGCAUGCUCCUCCUCUGGGCUCAAGUACAACAAGCGCUCGCUUCUCGCAGACUGCCAUCAAUACAUACCCGGCUCGGCAUCCAAGCCGUGGCCAUCGUGUCCCAAAUUGUGGCGGGCGCAUACAUUGACCACACGAAUCAUCGACUGCCUGCAGUCCUUUUCGCCGCAGCGAUGCAAGUAAUUACCGCCAGUCUGCUGUUGGUGCGCGACAUGUCGGACGCGGGUAUUUUCGUCGCGCACUACCUCUCUGGCACGAGUUUCAUCGUCAAUCCCGUCAUGUACGGCUGGGCGUCGAAUAUCUGCCAGAAGACUGGCGACGACGCAGUUCGAGCAGUGGUUCUAUAUGCCAUGGCCAUGGGCGGACUGCUCCUGUACACAUUCUGGGGCAUUGUCAUGUAUCCCGCGACGGAUGUGCCGUACUGGCGCAAGGGGUCGAUUACGAUGCUGGUGGUGUGCUUUGUGUUUGUGGGAUACGCAUUUGUGGUUAGAUGGCUUGAUAGACAGACGGAUAUGAUUGAGAGCGAGGAGACAGGGUCGGAAGGGGGCGAGGUCGAGGAGAAUGUGGUUAAGGUCGCUCACAAGCAAGGCUGA
Messenger RNA from Parastagonospora nodorum SN15, 1344 nucleotides. RefSeq lists its product as hypothetical. Gene Ontology annotation, biological process: pantothenate import across plasma membrane. Gene Ontology annotation, cellular component: plasma membrane. Lineage: Eukaryota; Fungi; Ascomycota; Dothideomycetes; Pleosporales; Phaeosphaeriaceae. The record is from RefSeq and is a predicted model, not a curated record. The coding region runs from base 1 to 1344 and encodes 447 amino acids. Gene Ontology annotation, molecular function: pantothenate transmembrane transporter activity. The transcript has 6 exons.